Molecule: messenger RNA, 1338 nt
Organism: Fusarium poae
Lineage: Eukaryota; Fungi; Ascomycota; Sordariomycetes; Hypocreales; Nectriaceae
Exons: 4
Coding region: 1-1338 (445 amino acids)
Biological process (GO): protein phosphorylation
Molecular function (GO): protein kinase activity; ATP binding
Source: RefSeq, a predicted model, not a curated record
AUGGGAGAUCGGGCCCGGGGAUGGACAAGAGUUGGGCAAACAGGCCCGGUUCAACAUUAUGGUCGCAUAUGGGAGGCUGAGCGCGAACUUGAAGAACUGGGCAUAAUCGACAGUUGGAACGACGAUGACAGUUGGCCUAGCAUCAGUAAACCGCUCUUCAACGGUCCAGAUGCCAAGCGCUUCGAUGCGAAACUUAUCAAACUUGAUGACCUCGGAUAUGGCGCAUUUGGUCGUGUUGAGAAGGUCUCUUAUGGCUCGGUCUGUCUUGCGCGCAAGAGAAUUACCCGACGCCGCGGCUUCACAAUUGAUGAUCUACGCAAGGAAAGCUUGACCAUGCAAAAGCUUGACCACCGACAUGUUGUAAAGCUUAUUGCGACGUAUGCGCCACGAACCCACGAGUUAUGUCUCCUUAUCUGGCCUGCGGCUAUCUGCAACUUGGGCACCCUUCUAGAGGACAUAGAGUUCCUGCGACUGGGGGAAGGGGAUCGCGAGGACAUAAUUGAGAGGCUCGACGCACUGGACAUCAAGGACUUGAGCGCUAUCGAGCCCUCUUCCGAAGAUCAGCUUCUUCAUUCUACAACAAAAUGUCCUCUAGAGUUCCUGCGCAAUACGAUUGGGUGUAUAGCUCGCGCCAUGGCUUACUGUCACCAGAACGAUGUGAGGCACCUCGACAUUAAGCCGUCCAAUAUUCUCCUAAAGGCGGAUCGUGUGUACCUGGCCGAUUUUGGGGUCUCCAGAGACGUCAGUGGACAGGACCAAACAAUGACAGAAGGUGUACCUGGAACCGAGAGGUGGCGCGCCCCUGAACUCUACGCCAACAAUGGAUCUAGCAUGCAAUUUUCCGAUAUCUACUCGCUAGGCCUUGUCUUUCUAAAUAUUGCAACAGUGCUAUACAAUGUCCGGUUGGCCGAAUUUGACGAGGCUCUGAAAUAUCCAUCCAGAAACACCCAAGAAGAACAACUUUGCGAGCGAGAGAAAAAACUGAAUGCCCAUCUUGCAAAGCUUACAUCCCAUGCUCUGGUCACACCACCUUUUAUGUUUACUCAUGAGGGCCAAGAAACGGAAAAUGAUCGUCUGAAACAGAAGAUCAACGAAUUGGAAGGGCGGGACAGGACGUACGAACUUCGACUCGAGCACGAGCGCAAAGGUCAUGAGCAGGCCGUGACUAAUCUCCGAAAUAAGUUGAAGGACAUGGAGGAAAGAUGCCUUAUGCUGGAAGGCGAAGCUUUCCAUCGGGGUCAACAGGAUUUCCGACAUCGCGAUCACCAAGUUUUACGAACAUGGCAAGGUAUACUUUGCGGUCUCGUGGAUCGGGCUCCAAACUUCCCCUACCUGUGA